AUGAACGGCGCUAUUCGCGCCGCGAGAGAGCACAACGCUCGAGCGCCAAUCAACCGCAGUCUCUCGAACGAGCUCCUCUGCGCCGUGUUCAUCGCGCUGUCCCAACUAGAUUCGCCCUCUAUGGCUCGCCCGCAGGGCUGGUACCCACAAGUGACCGGCGUCUGCCAUCUCUGGCGCGAGGUCGCCCUGCACGUCGUCGAACUAUGGGCAGAUUGCGUCGGCGCUUUCCCCUCCGAGCGCAUAACGAAUCUCGUAUUGGAACGCGCCGGCAUGGCCGCUGAUCUCAGUUUCAGCGGAUGCCGCGAAGAUCAGGCUGGCACGAGUCGUGUUCUGACCGACUACCAGCUAUCGCUGAUCGAAGUAUAUGUUGGGAGAGUGCGUUCGCUCGUGCAUGACGAGUUCACCGACUGGAGAGAGCUGUUUCGUCGCGCGCAGACGUUCCCGAGGCUGCAGACGGCCAGGAUAUGGGAUGAUUCUGGGUCUGAUGGGUGGGCUGAACUCAUCAGUGCUCCUUGUCUGCGCGAUCUCUACAUGAACAAUGUGCUCAUACCCUUUGACGCGUCCGCUCUACGCUAUUUGCGGGUGGACAUGGAUAACCCAGACUAUCGUCUUUGCCGAGACGUAUACGCUUACGAAGAGCCAGAACCGGAUGAAGCUCUCCCGGGGACGUUUCCUACUCGCGAGUUCAUCGCCUUCUUCCAGCGCUCGCCGCGUUUAGAACACGUCGUCAUCAAGGAUAUGCCUCAGCUGCUCGCUGAUGAUCUGCCCUCUGCCUUCAAACUACAUGCAGACCUUCCCCACUUGCACACGCUGCAUCUUGGGGGGAAGUCACUAGCGCUCGGGGAUCUAUUGCAAAGGAUGAACAUACCGUCGGGUGCCCAGAUUUUCGUCGACACAGACUACCUCGAUGGCUCGGACGAUAUGGACCCCUUACUGUUGGAUGCAGUACAUCUUCGCAUCGUCUCAGCAGAAUACGACAGUUUCAGACUCGGGAUGACCCCCUCAUUCGAUCUCAUGCUGCAAGUCUGGUCCUCGGGGGAGCGCGACACGCUCAACGGUCUCGACUUGGAAUCAUCGCUCGAGAUGACAGAUAGCGCAAGAGGACCGGCCUUUACGCUCAGGCUCCCGGUCGGGACACGUCAAAUGCUGGACGAUUAUAUGUCGGGCAGACCGCUUGCCCAUAGUAGAGACCGGCUAGGCUCUGCCCCCGAAGAUCCCGGUCUCGCUCGGGACUUCUACCCUCGAGCGAGCAGAGCUGUAGAUGACAACCUAUCCAACCUUGCGCUCAAUCGAUUCGAUUUCACCGAUAUGCCCUUCGUGGUGAAUUACGAGAUGGAAGACUGGUUCCUCCAUCGAUACAUGGCAUUUCUCAUCGGCGGCUUCGUGAACUGGAAACUGCGUGCACGCCAACGUACGCUGAGCUGGUCGCUCCUGAAACAAAUGCCCAUCAAUUCACGCGCAGGCUUUCUGGCAGGCCAGGUGGAGGAAGUAGUGCUUGUGAACUUCCCCUGCGCGGCGUUCCCGAGUCAGAAACGAUACGAUCGGGAGGUGAAUGAGGAGGCUUGGGAUAUGCUUUGCGAGUGGCUGGAGAAUCGGGAGGCGAGGUUCGAUGAUGAUCCGCCGCCGUUUUCUUUCAAGUUGGCGGAGUCGGAUUCGGUUGUGUCGACGUGGGAGCGCUCUGAGGAACCGGAGUACGUGCAUACGAUUAGGGGGUCGUAUGAGGAUGCUGUGAUAGAGGCCAAUGGGAGAGGUUACCAACGCGUUCGCGAGCUCGUGACUAGCUUCGAAGACUUGAGGAUGAACACUUGGUCUUGA
This is a messenger RNA of Peniophora sp. CBMAI 1063, 1815 nucleotides long. The record is from the annotation of a GenBank genome assembly. NCBI's taxonomy places the organism in Eukaryota, Fungi, Basidiomycota, Agaricomycetes, Russulales, Peniophoraceae.